Molecule: messenger RNA, 2839 nt
Organism: Anolis carolinensis (green anole)
Lineage: Eukaryota; Metazoa; Chordata; Lepidosauria; Squamata; Anolidae
Gene: ostf1
Product: osteoclast stimulating factor 1
Exons: 10
Coding region: 256-900 (214 amino acids)
Biological process (GO): signal transduction
Molecular function (GO): protein binding
Source: RefSeq, a predicted model, not a curated record
GCCCUAUGGCAAGCCUGUGCCUGCCGACACAGUCUUUCCCAAUGCCUGCGGUGCCCGAGAGUGGCCACUGGGGGCGCAGCGAGCAGCAUCUCCUUCGCAGCCGCAGCGGCGGACGCUUCCCACUUACUUCCUCAUCUUCGCGAAAAGUAACUUGUGCGCCUUUUUGGGGCGGUAGGCGAGGCGGCCCCUGCAGGAGGAAGCGCUCUUGAUCCGAUCCACAGCCAGGAGGCUUGGGUUCGCCGACCGGACCCAGCUAUGUCCAAGCCGCCGCCUAAACCGGCCAAACCAGGCCAGGUCAAAGUUUUCAGAGCCCUAUAUACAUUUGAACCCAGAACGCCAGAUGAGCUGUAUUUUGAAGAAGGCGAUAUCAUCUACAUUUCGGAUAUGAGUGACACCAAUUGGUGGAAAGGGACCUGUAGAGGACGGACUGGAUUGAUUCCCAGCAACUAUGUGGCUGAACAAGCAGAAUCCAUUGACAAUCCAUUACACGAAGCUGCCAAGAGAGGAAACCUGAGUUGGUUGAGAGAAUGUUUGGAUAACAGAGUUGGUGUCAACGGUUUAGACAAAGCCGGAAGUACAGCAUUGUACUGGGCAUGUCAUGCUGGACACAAAGACAUAGUAGAAGUUUUACUGGGGCAGCCAAAUGUAGAGCUAAAUCAACAGAAUAAACUGGGAGACACAGCUUUGCAUGCUGCUGCAUGGAAGGGCUAUGCGGACAUUGUAGAAACACUCCUGGCAAAAGGUGCUAGAACAGAUUUAAGAAACAAUGAGAAGAAAUUGGCUUUAGACAUGGCCACUGAUGCAACGUGUGCUUCUCUGCUUAAAAAGAAACAAGGACAAAACAUAAUGCGGACAUUAAGCAAUGCAGAAGAGUACCUUGAUGAUGAAGACUCCGACUGAACUUCCUUAAUACUGUUUUGAAAAAUCUACAACCUCUGUUGUCUCUACCUUUCUCAAAGGCUCCAUUUCCCUAAUUACAAAGUGUACUUUUAACAUAUACUGUAAUGAAGUGUUACGAUCAUGUGAAUCAGAGGUUUUUUCCAUCAGGUAAAAUGACCUCCUUGUAUUAAGGGCCAUUAAUUCUUAUUUUGCUUUUAAAUAUUUUUUUCUAAAGAGUGUAUAAGUGAUGGAUUUUCCCAUAAAUUUCCUGUUACAUUGGCUAUAGACCUGGCCUUUUAAAAACAGGGAUAUAAUUUGGGAUAUGUAUAUAUGUGUAUAAAUCUAUUUGGAGGGUGAAAAGCCAUCCUAAAUCUAUCUGCCAUGAUUAGCUUUACAGAGUGAAAUAUUUCAGCAGAUUGGUUGAUAUUUGCCUUACUUCAUCUUCACGCUUUUCUCUUUCAUUUUAUAUGUAACUCUUUCUCCUCUCUCUUUAUGAAGGUACUAGGAGCCCAGAUUUGUACAAUGGGAAGGGAAAUGUAUUUAUAUAAACAAAAUACCCCUAAAGAUAUUAGAGCAGAAGCAAGGUCUCAUGUUUCCCAUUAAAUCUGGCCAUGACUGUUUUACACACAUUUCCUGUUCUUGCUAUAAACGAUCUACAAUAGUAGAAUGAAUGGUGUUAGUGGAUACUGGAUCUACACUGCCCUAUAUCCCAAGAUCUGAUCCCAGAUUAUCUGCUUAUCCCAGAUUAUCUGGCAGUGUAGAAUCAUAUAAUCCAGUUCAAAGCAAAUAAUUUGUGAUCAGAUCCUAGGAUAUAGGGUAGUGUAGAUCUGGGUGCCUCCGGUGGUGCAGUGGAUUAAACUGCUGAGCUGCUGAACUUGCUGGCCGAAAUGUUGGAGGCUCGAAUCUGGGGAGAGGAGUGAGCUCCCGCUGUUAGCCCUAGCUUCUGCCAACCUAGCAGUUUGAAAACAUGCAAAUGUGAAUUGAUCAUUAGGUUCCUCUUCGAUGGGAAGGUAACGGCGCUCCAUGCAGUCAUGCUGGCCGCAUGAUCUUGGAGGUGUCUACGGACAACAGCUUAAAAAUGGAGAUGAGCACCACCCCCCAGAGUUGGACACGACUAGACAAUAUCAGGGGAAAACCUUUACCUUUACCUUAGAUCCAACCUGAGAGAAGGAAAAGCAUUUUACUAUGGCCCCUUCUACACUGCCAUACAAAAUCCAGAUUAUCUGCUUUGAACUUGAUUAUAUGGCAGUGUAGAUUCAUAUAAUCUAGUUCAAAGCAGAUAAUGUGGAUUGUCUACUUUGAUAAUCUGGAUUCUAUCGCAGUGUGGAAGGGGCCUUUGUCAGCCACCACAAGAAGCCAGAAAUUCCUCCAUCCACCAGCUGUUUAGAGGAUAAUGGGAAACUUAGCCCUUCUUCCACUCUGGAAUGAAUUUGGGAGUUGUAGUUUUACAAGAUCUUUAGCCUUCUUUAGCUUUCUCUGCCAAAAAGUUCUCAGGCCUCAGCAGACCUCAAAUCCCAGGAUCCCAUUGCAUUAACAUAUGGCAGUUAAAGUGGUGUCAGACUGCAUUAAUUCUAGUGUAGGUGCAUCUUUCUCUCAGAAUGGAACAGGGAGUAAGUCCAAAGGCCGCACAAAGAAGUGAAUGCUGAGAGAGGGAAAUAGUUUGCAUUACUGCUGUAAAAUACAAAUCUGUGGGUGGUUUUCAACCUUUGGUCCUCCAGAUGAUUUGAACUUUUUCCAAGAAGUCCCAGCCAAUAUGCAGGAAUUCUAAAAGCUGACGUCCAUAAUAUUUGGAAGACUAAAGCUUAAGGAUUUCUGAUACAUACACAUAUAUAUACAUACGUGCACACACACACACACACUCUUACUCCAGCUGAAUCUCAUUUUAGCAGUUAAAAUUAGUGUGGAGGUGGAGGUUAUUACUGAUUUCCUUUCUCUCAAGUCCUUAGAUCAGUGGUUCUCA